UCCCUUUGGAUCAGAUGAUUUGCUAAGCUCCAGUUGGUUCUCAACUCUGCUGCAUAUCGGGGUUCUCUUUUUUUUCUCACUCUACUGCUUGAAUGUGUUCUCGAUGGCCGAUUCUCUCCUAAACCACUCCUGGCCUUCCUUCUCCAAGUUCUGGAUGAAAAGAUGGUCUUUCAAAAGAGCUUCAGAAAAUAAACCAUGUACACGACCAAGUGCUCCGGUCUCAGGGAUGAGAUCUACCUCCUCACCUUCACCUGACAGCUUGUUCAGCAGCACAACUGAGGAUCAGAAUUCCUGUUUAGCUGAAAGCGACUUUUUGGACCUGAGUUUUUCUCUGAGAGACUCAGAGUACUUUAAAGACCUGCAGGCCAACACUGGUGGGGAGUGUAACCCUUCUGAGAGCACCCCAUUCACACUGCACUGCGAAUCGUACGUAGAUCUCUCCGUGUCCCACAGGAAGAUGAACCUGCUUUCUGAUCCGGAAGAUCAGGUAGACUCGACAGAGGGUUUGGACAAAAUGAGUGUGGAUGAUUUGGACAGGGAAAAUUUUCCCAUCCUGGUCAGGUCUAUGUCGACCUCGCGGAGACACAGCUCGGAUGUCCCACUGAAUCCGCUUGACCUGGGGAGAAGGUUUAGUUUGGACACCAGAAGUAUAGACAGUGAUGGGGAGCAUGAUGAUCAGAGCCGGUCUCAGAGCUCGGUGGAGGAGUUCACUACAUCUGGAGAAACAGAGAACACCAAAACCCUGCAACCGUCCACCACGGGGAGAAUGGUGUAUUCUCGAUCUGAGAUUGUGUCGUCAGAUGAGAAGUUUCGAGCUGAGAGGGUCUCACGCAUUCUGGAAACUUCUAAAGAGGCAGCCCGAGUUUCUGGAGAGGAACAUGACUCAGAUGAGAAUUUGCGCUCUGCAGAAGGCCAGUCUCACAUGCUGAUGGUACAAAAAGUUCUUCAUGAGCUUAAGCUGUAUCAUUGGGCCAAUCGCAGAACUUCAACUGCUGACCGAAAAGAAAAUGUCACCUGGUAUGAAUUUCUCUCAAUCGAGAAUGAGGAGGAGGAGGAGAAAGUGGAGAGGGCAGAGAAGGGCACAAAGGUCAAGCGCACCCUGAGCUCGCUAAAGAACCGAAUGACUGGAUCCUUCAACAAAGAUAAGGGUAAGACCCGUGAGAAAGAGCAGCAGAAAGAGAGAGACAGAGAGAGGGAAAAGGAGAAAGAGAAGGAGAAAGAGAGGGAAAGAGAGCUGAAGGAGAGCACUUGUGUGGUUAGCAGCAGCUGUAAUGGGCACCAGCUUGUGCGUGGCUUUUUUUCGAGCCGAGCCACAUGCUCACUGUGCAGCAAAACCCUGCAGAGGAAGCAUGGCCUGGAGUGUGUCAAUUGCGCUGUUAACGUUCACAAAAGCUGUAAGAGUCUCCUGCCUGAGUGCAGCAACAGUAAGAACAAGAGUAAAGAUUUUGCCCAGAAGAGCCAAGCAGCCUGUAGUCAAGCUUCGAGGGAGCAGUGCUUCGCCACAGAUGGAGCCAUCCGCCCGGCUACAGGAAUGACCAUCCUGCCACGAGGAGCCAGCGGGCAGCAGAACGCUCACAGCACCACUCACUCAAUCAGCCACACCAGCAGCUCCAGCUCUAUUACAGGAGAAAUGGAUGAAGUAGACGCGUUCAGAAUUAAACGGCACACCGACGACACCAUCUCCAUCGCUCCAUCUACAGCCGAAUCCGCCAUCGUUGAAGAUGCAUACUACAGCAGCGUGCGAGCCGAGCUGGACUCGAUGGCUCAGGACUACGAGGUGGAGUCGUGGAGUUUGGCUGUAGAUCAGCAUUUCUUAAAGAAACAUUCCAAAGAAGUGAUCAAGAGACAGGACGUGAUUUACGAGCUGAUCCAGACAGAAAUGCACCACGUGCGCACGCUGAAGAUCAUGAUGAAGGUGUACGUCUGCGAGCUGCGUGAGACUCUGCAGCUGGAAGAGCGCAGACUGGACUGUUUGUUCCCGCAGUUGGAAAGCCUGCUGGAUCUACACUCAAAUUUUCUGUCUCGUCUCAGAGAGCGACGGCAUGAAACGCUGGAGCCGGGGAGCGAACGCAACUACAUCAUCCAUAGUGUGGCAGACAUCCUCAUUGAGCAGUUUUCAGGUGAACUCGGGGAGAGAAUGAAGGAGAGCUACGGCGAGUUCUGCAGUCACCACACCGAAGCCGUCAACAGCUACAAAGAGCAGCUGCAGAACAAGAAAUUUCAGAACCAUAUAAGGAAAAUAAACAACUUGACCAUCGUGCGACGGCUCAGCAUUCCUGAGUGCAUCCUGCUCGUCACGCAGCGCAUCACCAAGUACCUCCUGGUGGAGCGCAUGCUGCAGUACACAGAAGCUGACACAGAGGAACACAAGGAGUUGUCACGAGCUCUGGGCCUGAUCAAAGAGACCAUUACGCAGGUGGACACUUGGGUAAAUCUGUACGAGAAGGAGACACGCCUCCGAGAGAUCGCUGCCAAGAUGGAGCCCAAAGCGUUCGGCAAGAUUAAAGACGGUUGCAUCUUCAGGAGGGAGGACGUGACGCAGGGCAGGCGGAGGCUGCUGCACGAGGGCAUGGUCAACUGGAAGGCCGCCUCUGGCAGACUGAAGGAUAUCCUCGCUGUGCUGCUCACAGACGUUCUGCUCCUCCUGCAAGACAAGGACCAGAGAUACGUCUUCUCUGCUGUGGACGGGAAGCCGUCAGUCAUCUCUUUGCAAAAACUGAUCGUCAGAGAGGUGGCACACGAGGAAAAGGCCAUGUUCCUCAUCUGCGCCUCCUCCAACGAGCCCGAGAUGUACGAGAUCCACACGUCUUCUAAAGAAGAGCGCAACACCUGGAUCAAGCACAUCCGCCAAGCCGUGGACAGCUGCCCUCACACAGAGGAGAGGCUCGUUACUGAAGAAGAUGGAGCGAGACAGCAGCACUUCAAAGAAAUUCAAGAACAUCUAACUGUGAAGGACGCUCAGAUCAGGCAGGCUCUCACGGAAAAGCUGCGGCUGUACGCUGACCUGGUCGAGUGCGCAGGGGUUUUGGAGGACACAGGAACUCGCCGUCAUCUUCUGCUUCGGGGAGAUGUCUCGGAGCUCCUGCAGGGGGAGCAGUUGCUCAAGGGAGCUAUUACAGAGGUGGAGAACCUGCAGAACAUUCUGGUGUCCAGUUCGAAAGGUGUUCCCCAGACUGAGGAGAAUCCGAGUCCCAGCUCACUGCCAAAAAGAGCGGGGACGUUCGGGGGCUACGACAGCACCGUCAGUGUACUGCAGAAGAACGGCAGUGUGAAGAAACACUCGACUGGAGCAGGAAAAUCCAGAGACAGGAGUCAUAGAGCCAGUUCAGACCCUCAGCUUAAAGAAAUGUGUGCCAGUCAAGGAGUCGAGGCUGAUAACAUUUCUUCCCCCAGCUGGAAUAUGAUCUGCUCUAGAUUUCCAAGCACAGAGUUCUCUGACCGGGUUCUCCUGCUUUCCCAGCAGCUCUACAGUCUACAGGCCGUUGUCUCUCAACAGGACAGCAUGAUUGAGCUGCAGCGGGCAUCUCUGUUCUCAGUCGAGCGCCAGCGGGGCACGGACGUGCUCCUCGAGCAGGAAAAACAGAGGAACCUGGAGAAGCACCGCGAGGAGAUGGCUCAUUUCCAGCGUGUCCAGGCGCAGCAGCAGCAAGAGCAGGAGCGCUGGGAGCGCGAGCGGGCGAGGCAGGUGAAACAGAACGAGGCCGAGCAGCUCCGGCUGCAGGAGCGAGAGGACGCGUGCAGGAAGCUGGAGGAAAGACUAGCGCAGGAGAGACUAGAGCUGCAGAGCCAGAGGCAGAAAUACCAGCAGGACUUGGAGAGGCUGCGAGAAUCCAUACGGGUUGUGGCGAGGGAGCAAGAGAAGCUCGAGCAGCAAAGGAAGAUGAAGAAACGGAAUACGGCACCCAUCACGGCAACAACCUACGGCUCUGACACAGUGCAGCUCCCCAUGUCCUCCAGUUUUAACGGCGACCUCCUGAUAAACUCCGGACCGGAUUCCUUCCUCCAAACGCCCUCUCAGCUCCGCUCCAGCACCUCGUUGUCUCCCGCUGAUUACUCUGAGAGGGCAGAACUGCCCCUCCCGCGCCGGGAGAGUAGCGCCACCAUGCCCGCCAAAACCGAGGUACCCAUCCACCUGGUCAGCACCACUAACCAGCUGCACAAGCAGGGUGGAGUCCAGCAGCAGAUCCCCACCAAGCUGGCAAUGCUGAAGAGCAAGGACAAGAGCAGCAAAAUCAAAGGCUCCCAACGCACAGAGAGCUCAGCUUCAGUAGACAUGAAGCACAUGCUCUCUCAGAAACUGUCGUCUCGAGAACCUGAGAGUUCUUUUAAAGCUCGCCGCUCCACCAGUCCACACCAGCAGCUUUCGCUUGCUUCGCCUCCGAUUCCAGAUUCCCCCAUUGGAGAUAAAUACACCCCCGAGCCUGGGAAGGCACAGAGCCUCCUGAAGUCCUAUCCUCUCCCUGACGACAAAGACAAGGAGGAAGUUGUCAUGCUUUAGUGUGUGCUGGGAUACAUCACAAACAUCAGUACAUGCUGGGAUGCACAGCACAGAGCUUCACAUGAGGAUCAAGGGUUGCUACCUUUUUUUUUUUUUUUUUAGUUCCCUGGAGGAAAAAAAAUCUUACAGUUUUUAGAGCUUGUCAGUAGCAUUUCCUUACUUUUUAAUAGAAGAACCAGAUAAAAAAAAGGAUGACUAGUUCUUAGUGAGAGAAAUACAAUCCCAGAGGAGGCAACUGAAAUGAAGUGAGCAGGGCGUGCUCUUCCUGCCAGACUUAUUCCGAAACGUCACAGAAGGAUUUUCCGCAUGUCUCGGAUCAGAAAAUGGAAAAAAAGUUUUUGAAAAUAAAUGAGUGCUGUUAUGUUUAUGAAGGAAA
Messenger RNA from Silurus meridionalis, 4874 nucleotides. It is a transcript of the gene arhgef18b, whose product is annotated as rho/rac guanine nucleotide exchange factor (GEF) 18b. Gene Ontology annotation, biological process: small GTPase-mediated signal transduction. The record is from RefSeq and is a predicted model, not a curated record. Gene Ontology annotation, molecular function: guanyl-nucleotide exchange factor activity. NCBI's taxonomy places the organism in Eukaryota, Metazoa, Chordata, Actinopteri, Siluriformes, Siluridae.